CGCACUUUAAACUACAUUAUUUUGGCAGGAUGUCUCUCGUGGCGCUGCUUCUCGUGUACGCAGCAAUUGUCGGUGAAUUCCUAUUUUGACGGGAUCAGACAGAAAAUACAUCGGAUACAUUUAAACUAAUGAACAUUUAACCCCGCGCAAUGUCCACACAAAUAGCGGAGAAUGGGCUUAUUUCUGUCUUUUCCGUUGAUGACAGCGCCUGACUGUUACGAGCUUCCCUCAUAUGAAGAGUCGUGUGAGGACGAAGAUGAAGCAGAUCUUCCUUCAGAAUUACAUAGAGUUAAUCAGAGGUUUUGUGAAAGCAUUGUCCAGGAGGGGAUGCGCUCGAGAAAUGAACAGGCCAACUUUGAUCGGUACAGGCAUAACUGGAGUGAGGUGGUUGCUGAGAUGACAAAGAAAUACCCCCAAUGGACACCUAGGGACUUUUUUAACCUUAGACAUCAGUUUAAAGUUUUUGACAGCAAUGAUCUCUAUCUUCUUCAUUUCAAUGAUUUCAAUAAGGCGCUUGACUACAAUAAGGAUAACUCUUCUCCUGAGCAGCGCAGAGCGAUGUUUGACAGCGUGGACACCCAUCACUACAACUCCAUCAACUUUGAGGAGUAUCUUCAGCUGCUGAACAAUUUCAACAUCUGCACACCAAUACUCAGAGCUCCUAAAACUGCGGCUAUGAAAGACCCUGUUUGUUUGGAUAUAAUUUCAGACGUAACAAAAGCAGAUCCUUUUUUAGGGAUGUCCCAUAGUUUAUUCUGAAC
Triplophysa dalaica is the source of this 761-nucleotide messenger RNA. RefSeq lists its product as uncharacterized. The record is from RefSeq and is a predicted model, not a curated record. The transcript has 5 exons. The coding region runs from base 172 to 759 and encodes 195 amino acids. Lineage: Eukaryota; Metazoa; Chordata; Actinopteri; Cypriniformes; Nemacheilidae.